This is a messenger RNA of Cucurbita maxima (winter squash), 3279 nucleotides long. RefSeq names its product probable LRR receptor-like serine/threonine-protein kinase At1g53430. Gene Ontology annotation, biological process: protein phosphorylation. Gene Ontology annotation, molecular function: ATP binding; protein kinase activity; protein binding. The coding region runs from base 57 to 3071 and encodes 1004 amino acids. The record is from RefSeq and is a predicted model, not a curated record. NCBI's taxonomy places the organism in Eukaryota, Viridiplantae, Streptophyta, Magnoliopsida, Cucurbitales, Cucurbitaceae. The transcript is spliced from 24 exons.
UCUGAUCUCGUUUUUGAGCUGCUGCUGCUGCUUUAUUGUCUGUGUUUUUAAGGAACAUGGAUUUGAAGAAUGUUGGUGUUCAUGUUCUUGUUCUUGGGUUGCUGUAUUUCAACUGCUUCGUUGAAUUUGGAUCUGAUGCACAACCUCUGCCCCAACAAGAAGUGAGCGCCCUUCAAGCAAUUUCAGAAGAGCUGAAGAAUUUAAGUUGGAAUGUCCACCAGAAUUCUUGCAGUAAUGGAGACGGAUUUUCUAACAGACUUAUCAGUGCUACCAAUAUCAGAGAGGUGAAUUGCAGUUGUAAUUCAUCUACUUGCAGCAUCCGCAGCAUUCGGCUGAAGGGUCUCAAUCUAACCGGAGUUCUACCGGCUGCAUUUGCGAAUCUUACUCGACUGCAGUACUUAGAUCUGAACGGCAAUUUGAUAAAUGGAUCAAUUCCUAAGGAGUUUGGUCGCAUUCCUCUCGUUACUUUUUUUAUGGUGGGAAACCGGCUUAGUGGUCACAUUCCUCAAGAAAUUGGUGAUAUUGCUUCGCUUCAGGAACUGAACUUGGAAAAUAAUGAGCUUGAAGGAAAUCUUCCUGAGAGCUUCGGCAAACUGAGCCAGUUGCGAAGAUUACUUCUUUCUUCAAAUCAUUUCACAGGCUCCAUUCCUGAUUCUUAUGGGAACUUGAAGAACAUGACCGAUUUUUGGAUAGAUGGAAAUGAUUUAUCUGGAAGACUACCUGAAUUUAUUGGCAACUGGACUAAACUUUAUAAACUUCGUAUUCAAGGAACUUCCAUGGAGAAUCCCAUUCCUCGAGCCAUAUCCGAGUUGGAAAACUUAACCGAAUUGAUGAUAACUGAUGUGAAAGGGCCAUCCACAAACUUUCCUGAUUUGACUCGAUUGAAACGUUUACAAAUACUGGUCUUAAGAAAUUGCCUAAUCGAGGAUCGUAUCCCACCAUACCUUGGACAGAUUAGUACACUAAGAACUUUAGAUCUAAGCUUCAACAGAUUAAGUGGUCCAAUUCCAGACACAUUUCAAAAUCUCGUUAAUGCCUUCAAAUUUUUCAUGUUCCUUAGUAACAACUCGUUGAGCGGUCAAGUACCGAGCUGGAUUGUGAACAACCAAAAGUACAUAGAUUUAUCUUACAACAAUUUUACAGGCCCGCCUGUUUCCAGUUGUCCACAGUCUAACAAUGUGAACUUGGUUUCCAGUUAUUCAACAGCCUUGAAUAAUACUGAUGCUUGGUGUCUAGUGAAGGGUUUCCCUUGCCCAACUGAAGCUCGAUAUGAUUCAUUGUUCAUAAAUUGUGGAGGAGAAAGAAUAAAGAUUGAUGGCAAGGAAUACGAAAAUGACGAGGCUUUGGUUGGCAAAUCCAAUUUUUUUUCUCCCUCUGAAAGAUGGGGUUACAGCAGUACUGGUGCUUUCUUGAUAAAUACUGUUGACGGCCCUCCUUACAAAGUUAAAAGUAGCAAUGAGUCUGUUUCAGGUGUCUAUGCCACAGCUCGUCUUGCACCUAUUUCGCUCAAGUACUACGGAUUUUGCUUGCGAAGUGGCAGUUACAAUGUGAAGCUUCACUUUGCUGAAAUUAUGUUUACUGCAGACGAAAUCGGAAGGCGCAUAUUUGAUAUCUCAAUUCAAGGAAAGUUGGUAAAAGAAAAUUUUAACAUAGCGGAGGAAGCUGGAGGGGUGAAUAAGAGUUUUUUUCUGGAAGAGUCUAAUAUUCUAGUAACUAGCAAUACUCUUGAAAUCCACUUAUAUUGGGGUGGUAAAGGAACAACUGCGAUCCCAAACGCAGGGGUGUAUGGACCUCUAAUAUCUGCAAUUACAGUGACACCCAACUUUGACGUGGAAACUAGAGAGCUAUCAGCUGGAGCUAUUGCCUGCAUUGUUGUUGGUACUUUUGUGCUGUUCGUAUUUAUAUUGGUUGUACUUCGAAGGAAAGGUUACUUAGGUGGGAAGGAAACUGAAGACAAUGAAUUUCGGGCCCUAAAGUUACAAACGGGUUAUUUUAGCUUAAGACAAAUCAAAACAGCAACCAACAACUUUGACUUGGAACAUAAGAUAGGCGAGGGAGGUUUUGGUCCUGUCUACAAGGGAGUGCUCUUGGAUGGUACUCCAAUUGCUGUAAAGCAACUAUCCUCUAAAUCAAGCCAAGGGAACCGCGAAUUCAUCAAUGAAAUAGGCAUGAUAUCUGCAUUACAACAUCCAAAUCUUGUUAAGCUGUAUGGUUGCUGUAUCGAAGGAAACCAACUGUUGCUUAUUUAUGAGUAUCUCGAGAACAAUUGCCUUGCCCGCGCACUUUUUGGGCCCGAGGAGCACUUACUACAUUUGGAAUGGCCAGCAAGAAUGAAUAUAUGCUUGGGAAUAGCAAAGGGGUUGGCUUUCCUUCAUGAAGAAUCUAGAUUGAAAGUUGUUCAUAGAGAUAUAAAAGCUACUAAUGUUCUGCUUGAUAAAAAUUUGAACGCUAAGAUCUCAGACUUUGGGUUGGCUAAGCUUAAUGAAGAGGAGAAUACUCAUAUCAGCACAAGAAUUGCGGGCACAAUAGGUUACAUGGCUCCGGAAUAUGCAACGAGGGGUUAUUUAACUGAUAAAGCCGAUGUUUACAGUUUCGGAAUUGUGGCCUUAGAAAUUGCCAGUGGAAAAAGUAACACAAAUUACAGAUCACAUGAGAAGUUUGUUUAUCUUCUUGAUUGGGCUUGUGUUCUACAAAAAGAAGGAAACCUACUGGAACUUGUUGAUCCAAGUCUUGAAUCAAACUACUCAAAGGAAGAGGUCAUGAAGAUGCUUCAUAUAGCUCUCUUAUGUACGAAUCUCUCUCCAACUCUAAGACCUUCUAUGUCUUCUGUGGUUAGCAUGCUUGAAGGCAAAAUGGAUGUGCAAACACCGAGCAUCAAGCACGAUGCAGUUGAUCAAGAUGCGAGGUUCAAUGCCUUUGAGUUGUCGGAAGACAUUUCAAGCCUUGUUUCAACAUCCUCGCCAGGCAUCCACACACUUGGGUCAUCAUGUAUUGACUCAUCUUCUUGUACCCAUAACAAGAAUGGGACUCAAUACUAUUCUUCAACAGGAAGUCUCCUCAAAUAUCAGUGAAUCAAACCAAAUGCUCAAGCUGGCCAUCAAAGUUGAUGCCAUUUGUGAUGAUUCAUAAGGAUGAUGAUGAUAUUGAGACAAUAGUCUCAUUAGUUUUCAUGGUUUUAUUUUUAGUUUACAUCAAGAGAUUUUAUAUCCAUUUUCAUAAUUUAUAAACUCACGAUCUUUCUAUUUCUAAAUAAAUUUAGAUUUUAGUCGCAUUUUUAAU